UCUUCUCGGCGCGUCAGGUCUUCUGUCGGCCAUGCCUGAGCCAGCCAAGUCCGCUCCGGCUCCGAAGAAGGGCUCCAAGAAGGCGGUGACCAAGGCGCAGAAGAAGGACGGCAAGAAGCGCAAGCGCAGCCGCAAGGAGAGCUACUCGGUGUACGUGUACAAGGUGCUGAAGCAGGUGCACCCCGACACGGGCAUCUCGUCCAAGGCCAUGGGCAUCAUGAACUCGUUCGUCAACGACAUCUUCGAGCGCAUCGCCGGCGAGGCGUCGCGCCUGGCGCAUUACAACAAGCGCUCGACCAUCACGUCCCGGGAGAUCCAGACGGCCGUGCGCCUGCUGCUGCCCGGGGAGCUGGCCAAGCACGCCGUGUCCGAGGGCACCAAGGCCGUCACCAAGUACACCAGCGCGAAGUAAAGUUGCCAAGUAAGAAUAUCUAACCCAAAGGCUCUUUUAAGAGCCACUA
Molecule: messenger RNA, 461 nt
Organism: Herpailurus yagouaroundi (jaguarundi)
Lineage: Eukaryota; Metazoa; Chordata; Mammalia; Carnivora; Felidae
Product: histone H2B type 1-K
Exons: 1
Coding region: 32-412 (126 amino acids)
Cellular component (GO): nucleosome
Molecular function (GO): protein heterodimerization activity; structural constituent of chromatin; DNA binding
Source: RefSeq, a predicted model, not a curated record